CUCUGAGCUCCACAAGGUGCUAGACAGGAAGUCUCAAUGGAGGCAGGAAGUGAUGUCAGGUACAAACAGGAAGUUCCAGGUAAGAGGUGAGUCGGGAGGAAGUAGAGAGAAGACAUUGUUGGAUGUGGCAGCAGAGGAGACUAAAAUUAAAAAUAAAACCUUCAAAAGGAUGGACCAAUUGCAGGGACCACAGAAUAUCCUUAGGCUGAUCCACAAAUAUAGGGAAAUGCCACUCCUCUGGAAUUCCAAGGACCCUUGCUACUACAAAAAAGACCGACGAACGGCAGCACUUGAUCAAAUAGCAACAUAUAUGCAAACUUGGGUUCCUGGCUGCACAGGCGACAUGGUCAAGGAUAAAAUGGCAAACCUCAGGAGCGCAUACCGAAAAAAAUAUAAAGAACACCAAGAAAAAAGAUCAGGAUCAGCAGCAAGUGAGUCAAUGGAGCCCAGGCUGUGGUACUUCAAAGAGCUCCAUUUUUUGGGUGAUCAAAUGGAGGGCCGGGAAUCAAUUUCAAGUCUUCCUUCCAGCCUUCCUUCCACGCUUCCUUGCAGCGGAACUUCCACGGAUCCCCACACCCCUGCAGAGUCUGCCGAGAGUCUGGCUGACAUAGACUCAGAUCUGCGAAUCUUCACUGAUGAGGAAGAAGAGACCAGCCAGGAGGUGGCAGCUCCUGAUGAGGAAAAUGUCAGCCAGGCGGAAGGGGUCAGUGGCAGCCAGGAGGAGGCUGGGCCCAGUGGAGGUCAGCAGGUCCCCAGGCCCAGGCUGAGCACCAACAGCCAAGUUCCUCCCCUCCAGAUGAGGCAACCAGGCCGAAGGAGGCGCAUGAGACAAGUGGAGGACGAGAGCCUGGAGAUGAUCCGGGAGGCUAGUGCCUUAAUGAGGGCCCCCCUCAACCCCACUGAGGCCUACAGCGCCUCAAUCGCGCAUGAACUCAGCCAAGCGGGGGAGGAGCAAAGGAUGCUGGCCAAGGACCUUAUCAAUCAGGUCCUUUGGUGGAUGCACCGGGGCCUGCUGACCAGGGACACUGAGCUUAGUGACCCAGAACGGCCUGCUCAACACCUGCGACCUCCUCCUGCUGCCACAUCAUCCCCACCUGCAAGGGUCCGUGGAAGGGUCCGUGCAAGUUCCGCUGCAAGGCAGCCUGGAAGGAAGGUUGCAAGGAAGACGAGAAGGUGAUUCCCUGCCUUCCAGUUGAUUCACCCAAAAAAUGGACUUGUUUUGGACUAUCACAGCUUGGGCUCCAUUGGCUCACUUGCUGCUGCUCCUGUUUUUUGUUUUUUUGGUUCUUUAUAUAAUGUUCGGUAUGUGCUCCUGAAGGUUUCCCAUUUUCUCCUUGACCAUGUUGCCUGUGCAGUCUGGAACACAAGUCUGCAUGUAUGUUAUAUCUGAUCAAGUGCUGCCGUUCUAGUUCAUUAUAAUUUUUGGAUUUGCCUAAAUAAAUGGCUUUUUUCUUUACGUAAAAACAUUGUCUAUUGAGUUGUAAUACUGUGGUGAUUAGGC
This is a messenger RNA of Rana temporaria (common frog), 1501 nucleotides long. RefSeq lists its product as uncharacterized. The coding region runs from base 53 to 1177 and encodes 374 amino acids. The transcript has 3 exons. The record is from RefSeq and is a predicted model, not a curated record. Lineage: Eukaryota; Metazoa; Chordata; Amphibia; Anura; Ranidae.